Molecule: messenger RNA, 1126 nt
Organism: Styela clava
Lineage: Eukaryota; Metazoa; Chordata; Ascidiacea; Stolidobranchia; Styelidae
Molecular function (GO): N-acetyltransferase activity
Source: RefSeq, a predicted model, not a curated record
AUUGAUUGAAUUCAAUAAUAUCUUUAUGGACAUUUCCUCUUUGAGGAAAUAAAAAGAAAUAUAAAUUAAUUCAUUGGUUGUCUGUAUUAUUAGUUCGAGACGUGUUUUCGUUGCUACCACUUCUACCAUAUUUAUAGUUUGAAAAUGAAGUUAAAGAAUGUAAAUUAUCGGCUCUUAGACGAUAAUGACUUCAGUGAAGUAGCUAGUCUAAUUGCGAAUGACUAUUUACCGAAUGAACCUAUUCUAAUAACGCUAAAUUCAACUAAAAAGGAUGCAGAAAAACUAACUGAAAUCGAUGUAAAACCAGUUUUGACGCUCAAUGCUUCUUAUGGUGCUUUUGACACUGAAUCAGGAGAAUUAGUUGGUAUAAGUAUCGUUGACAUUGGAAAAUACAAGAAAUCUGAAUCUCACAAUUCAGAUGUUCCAUUGUGUAUAAAACAGUUUAUUGGAAUUGAUGAAGUGCUUAUUGGAGGAAGUUUAAAAGAAUAUUUUGGUACGAACAACUACGCAUAUUGCUCAAUUUUGUGCACAAAACAUGAAUAUACCAAACAAGGAAUUGGCACUGAAUUGUUAAGAAGAACAAAUAAAAAUGCAAAUAAUAAAAAAUGUGAAAACAUUUGUGUGAUUACAUCGAGUUACUAUUCUGAAAAAAUUGUUCGAAAGAUCGGAUAUGAUUCAAUGAUAACGGUUGAUUAUAAAGAUUACGUUGAUCCAUCAACUGGUAACAAAAUAUAUGCUAACAUACCAAGUCCCCACGAAAGAAUAACAUUCUGGGUGAAAAAUUUGACGAGAAUAGAUUAAUGGAAUGAAAAUGAAAGAUGUAGAAAACUUUGUAUUGUCAGACUUCAAUCAUUCCUAAAUACAACCAGUUUUACCAGUUUGUGUUCACAAGAACUUAUAUUUGUAGAAUUUGGUUUUUUUUCUGUUUAUCAAUCUCCACUUAUUAGACGUGAAGACAAAUGGUUUGUUUUGCUUAAUUAUUGUGGUUACGGCCAUUGUUGUUGUUGUGAAGAAAAUAAUUCCUCUUUUGUGUUAUUCUUUCAUAUUGUAUUUGUGUUUGUAAAAAUUUAAAUAUAUAAUAUAUAUCAUAUGGACAGAAUAAAUAAAUAAACGAGAAUAUCGGUCA